ACAUGGCGGCCGCGCAGGCGCGUGUCGUGCACCGCCUGCGCGGCCGACAAUGGUCCGAUCUCGACGCGACGUCGAUGGCAAAUGCCACAUUGAUAAUUUAAAAAUCAGCUUGAAUCAACUGAUUUACUGCAAUUAUUGAAUUGAAGAAAGGAAACAAAAGUUUACAGCCGGAGCUAGAAGUAACUGUUAAAACGGUGCUGGGAUUUAAGGAGCAGACUCUGAUCGUGUCCGAUUGAAUUGCGUGAUACAUCUUGUGGCAGUCGCGACGAACAGUCGGUAUCCCGAUUAUGGAUCCACCGAAAGACGAGGCACACGCGGAGGCGGCGCUGAUCGAGAGCCUGUCCGCGGAGCAGAGCUCGCGAUGCGAAUCGCCGAAACGCGGCACCACGCUCUCCACCAGCACCAGCAGCUUCGAGGCGCUGGAUCCGCACGAUCCAAACCUGAGCCGCCUGGCGAACACGAUGUUCCAGAAGACGGGCGAGUACCUGCAGGAGGAGCUUACCGCUACCCAUGCGGACUACCGACUGUUGGAGCGUCUGAACAAGGAGACCAUCGCCAAGUACACGGAGCUCAAGAUUAUCUCGUCGAACGUGGUGCAAUCAUUGGACUCGCUUAACGACAAAUAUCAGAAACUGCAGCCGAUCCUAGAUAAUAUCAAUCAGAUUGACGACAGUGUCAGCAAAUUGGAACAGGCUGCGUAUAAGCUGGCGGCCUACUCCAAGCGACUUGAGGCCAAGUUUAAGGAUCUGGAAAAAGAUAAGAGCAAAUAAAGCUGUAAUUGUGAAUAUAUAAAUCAUUGUAUCUUUUAUGUAGUUACGUAGAGUAGGAUGAUAAUUAUCUUGGGCAUCCAUCAUUAUGAAUAUGAAUUAUUGUAUAAAAAAAUAUGUAGAAGAGCUAGCAACGGUCAAAAGACACUGUCUUUUGUACAUUAGAUUUAUUAGUAUACGAAACCUCUUAAACACGCUUACAAAACUUGUAUAAAACUGUAGUUUGCCAUCCCUUUGCAUAUCAUACAAUAUCCGACUUUUAUAAUUAACAACUUAUUUAUUAAAAGUGAUAUAUCUUAGUUAGUGCCCUAUUAAACCUAAUCUUUUUCUUCUGCAGUAUAUCGAUAAGCCUCACAAUGUGCCUAAGUAACAAUGACAUAAAUGUAAAUACAAUCACUAUGUAAACCAAGAAUAAAUAAUUGUAAUUAUUUAACAAAAGA
This is a messenger RNA of Solenopsis invicta (red fire ant), 1207 nucleotides long. It is a transcript of the gene Blos2, whose product is annotated as biogenesis of lysosome-related organelles complex 1 subunit 2. The transcript has 2 exons. Bases 288 to 770 code for a protein of 160 amino acids. Gene Ontology annotation, molecular function: gamma-tubulin binding. The record is from RefSeq and is a predicted model, not a curated record. Lineage: Eukaryota; Metazoa; Arthropoda; Insecta; Hymenoptera; Formicidae. Gene Ontology annotation, cellular component: BLOC-1 complex; gamma-tubulin complex; BORC complex. Gene Ontology annotation, biological process: endosomal transport; lysosome localization.